Mesitornis unicolor (brown roatelo) is the source of this 921-nucleotide messenger RNA. RefSeq names its product succinate receptor 1 (gene SUCNR1). Gene Ontology annotation, molecular function: G protein-coupled receptor activity. Gene Ontology annotation, cellular component: plasma membrane. NCBI's taxonomy places the organism in Eukaryota, Metazoa, Chordata, Aves, Mesitornithiformes, Mesitornithidae. Gene Ontology annotation, biological process: G protein-coupled receptor signaling pathway. The transcript has a single exon. The record is from RefSeq and is a predicted model, not a curated record. Bases 1 to 921 code for a protein of 306 amino acids.
AUGUACAGAGACCUGGAAAAGUAUUACCUUUCCACCAUGUACAGCUUGGAGUUCAUUUUAGGCUUCACUGGGAACACCAUCGUUGUGUUUGGCUAUAUUUUCUGCCUGAAAAACUGGAAAAGUGGCAACAUCUACCUGUUCAAUUUAUCGCUAUCAGAUUUAUUGUUCCUGUGCACUCUCCCCAUCCUGGUGAACAGCUACUCCCGGGAUCAGUGGGCGAAGGAGAGCACCUUGUGUCACAGCAACAGGUUCCUGCUGCACGCAAACCUGUACAGCAGCAUCCUCUUCCUCACCGCCAUCAGCAUUGACCGGUACAUGCUCAUAACGCACCCCUUCAGGGACCACGUCCUGCAGAAGAGGAGAACGGCCCUGGCAGUGUCUGCGGGCAUCUGGGUGGGGGUGAUACUCGAGCUGCUGCCGCUGAUGUAUUUCCUGGAGCCCUUAAAUGCUGACAAUAACUACAAGUGUCUGGAUUACGCGAGCUCUGGAGACCCCGUGAAAAACCUCAUCUACAGCAUGUUCCUGACGGUGUUCGGGUUCCUCAUCCCCCUCGUCAUCAUGUGCUGCUUCUACGUAAAGAUGGUUCUGUUUCUUAAGAACAGGAGCGAGCAGCUCAGCUCUGCCCUGGCACUUGAGAAGCCCCUUGCUUUGGUGGUCCUGGCGGUGGUUGUCUUCUCUGUGCUCUUCACCCCCUACCAUGUCAUGCGCAAUGUCCGAAUUGCCUCCCGAAUACCGGCCUUGAGUGUGUCUGCCUGCACCAAGAACAUCAUCAACACCAUUUAUAUCGUCACGAGACCCAUCGCCUUCCUGAAUAGUGCCAUUAAUCCGGUGUUUUAUUUCCUGAUGGGAGACCACUUCAGAGAGAUGCUGAUGGCAAAAGCAAGGCAGCUCCUGAGCAGGCUGACAGCAACCUGCAAGUGA